This is a messenger RNA of Salmo salar (Atlantic salmon), 1388 nucleotides long. The record is from RefSeq and is a predicted model, not a curated record. Lineage: Eukaryota; Metazoa; Chordata; Actinopteri; Salmoniformes; Salmonidae.
CACUGCAGGACCUAACUUACUGUACGAAAGCACACUGUGGGGGAGAGAGAAGUGUGUUGUCUAUGUAGCCUCUGAGUUUGUGCGUGUGAUGUUUGUUUCUGAGCGCGCAUGAUAUAUAGAGAGAGAGAAAGUGGAAAAGAGAGAGAGAGAAGCGUUUUUACUUUGUUGGUGCUGCGAGUCUUGUGCCAGAUGCAGACAGAUGCGCUCAUAGACAUUAUCAAUAUCGAGGAAACACUGGCUAAGUGUGACAGUAUGACUCUGUCCAGUGCCCCACCUUUGCGCAGAGGAAGUACCCCUGUGCCAAUCAAACACCAGCUCAGACGAGAGGAAGCAGUCCAUGAUGAUUGUGAUUGGACAUCAGGGUUGGCUGGACCUUCUCCUCCUCCAAUCAGUUUCAGCCUGGCGAAGGAUGAGACCAUCGCCUCAGCGGCAGAGGGGAGACCCCCCUCUGAAGGGCCCUUUCGAAUUGCCCUGCUCGGGCAAAAUGGGGUGGGCAAGUCAAGCCUUGCUAUCGCCUUGGCUGGGGAUUUGGAUAGAACUGCUUCUGUGGAUUCUGAAGGAGAGGGCUAUGUACGUACUGUUACCGUGGACGACGAGGACUGCACCAUCCUUAUCUAUGACAACUGGAGGCAGGACCUGUCUGCUCUGCAGUGUGAGGUGUGUGUCCUGGUGUUCUCUGUCACGGACAGGCGUAGUUUCCACCGCACUGCCCAACUUCGCCUCCUCCUCAGGGAGACACAGCCACAAACUCCCAUCAUCCUUGUGGGCAACAAGAGUGACCUGGUCCGUUCGCGCGAGGUCAGCAGUCAAGAGGCCUUCACCAGUGCUACUCUGUUUGACUGUCUGUAUGUGGAAAUGUCAACCUCUCUGGACCACCGCACAGUGGAGCUCCUGGAGUCUGCUGUGAGGUUAGCCAGAGGCCUCAGUCCAGUGCCCCCAGGGGCCUAUGGGCACGACAUGGCUGGCGGCCUGGAGGGCAUCACCCACCGGGCCAAGCGUUUCCUCGCUAGCCUGGUCCCACGCUACCCCCGUGAGAGGGAACGAGACGGGGGCAAGUUCUUCAGACAGAAGUCCCGCUCCUGCCAUGACCUGGGGGCCCUGUGAUCAGGGGUGAGGGAAGGAUAGAAUGAGGGAUGUAUAGAAAGAGAGAGGGGUGGCUAGAAAGCAAGCAAGAGGGAAAUAGCAUGUAAGCAAUUGCAAAAUAGAGAGAAGGAUUCAAAGAGGUAAAUUAUGGUGAAGAGAAAAGUGAGUGUAAAAGUGGGUGAUGAGAGGAGGAUACAGUAAUGGGGAUGACACAUGGAUGAAGCAGAGAAGACCAGGAAGAGAGAAUGGCAUUAAAGAAGUGAUGGACGUAUCUGGGUUGAUUAAUGUAGAAAUGUUGUAGUAGA